Molecule: messenger RNA, 1182 nt
Organism: Hyaloscypha bicolor E
Lineage: Eukaryota; Fungi; Ascomycota; Leotiomycetes; Helotiales; Hyaloscyphaceae
Exons: 7
Coding region: 1-1182 (393 amino acids)
Biological process (GO): carbohydrate transport; transmembrane transport
Cellular component (GO): membrane
Molecular function (GO): carbohydrate:proton symporter activity
Source: RefSeq, a predicted model, not a curated record
AUGGCUGGAGGAUCCUGGCUUGGCGCUUUGAUUUCCGGGAUCUUGUCUGAUCGUCUUGGAAGGAGGACGUCUAUCAUGGUGGGAUGUCUUAUUUGGAAAGGGCCAUCGGACCUAUCCUCGUCUGCGCCUCGCAGAAUAUCGGUCGGCAUGCUCAUCGAGGGACGUAUCGUCAACGGUCUCGUUGGUAUCGAGUCAGCUCAGGUCUCAGUCUACGUCCCCGAGCUGGCACCACCAUCGAAACGAAGUCGCUUUGUAGGAGCUCAGCAAUGGCCUAUUUACUCACCUCGCUGGCUCGCCCGCAAGGACCGCUGGGAAGAAUGCCACUCCAUGCUCAGUCUCGUCCACGGAAAAUGGAAUCCGCGCAGUCCAUUUGUAACGCUUGAGCUCGAAGACAUCGGGAACAUGUGCGAGUUCGAUCGGGCCAAUAAAGACGUCACAUAUUUAGGUCCGUUCAAACCUGCCAUGCCGAACCGAACUACCAUUGCUGUCUUCACGCAAAUCCGGAGUCAACUCACGGGAAUGAAUGUGAUGAUGUAUUAUAUCUGUGUUUGGAAUGGCUGGCUACUCAGGCAACGCCAACCUCUUCGCCUCCUCCAUACGUUACGUAAUAAACGUCGUGAUCAUCCCAGCACUAAUCUACGUGACCGACGGGGACGACGACGCACCCUGCUUAUCGGCGCUGCACUCAUGGGUACCUGGAUGUUCGCCAACGCAGGUAUUCUUGGAGGCCAAGGCGUCGUUGUCCCCGGCGGCGUUGACGCCAUCGCUCAGGAAUCGAUGAGGCUCACUGGCGCUGCGGCAAAGGACUCAUUGCUUGCAUAUACCUUUGCUCUCGCGACUUCGAGUAACUGGGCGUUCAACCUCGCUCUCGGACUCUUCACCUCUCCCACCGUCGUAAACAUAAAGUGGAACGUGUAUCUCAUAUUCGGUAUCUUCAAUGUAGCAAUGUUCAUCCAUGUUUUCUUUCUGUUCCCUGAGACCUCUGGCAAGACGCCGGAGGAGACGGAGAAUAUGUUUGAGGAUCCGAAUGGGCCGAGGCAUACUGGGACGUUGGCAUGGAAGACGAGGCUUGAUCGCCAUGCGUCGAUACUCAAGAUGGCACUUGCCACCAAACAAAACUUCUUCGACGGUCGACUUGGAUGGCAUUCAAGAGAAGACAAAGCAGAAGUGGCAGAAAUAUAA